Molecule: messenger RNA, 1125 nt
Organism: Pelecanus crispus (Dalmatian pelican)
Lineage: Eukaryota; Metazoa; Chordata; Aves; Pelecaniformes; Pelecanidae
Source: RefSeq, a predicted model, not a curated record
GUUGUCUUUGUCAGCUGGUGUAAAAGCUUCUGGGACUGUGGACUUGUGGCACUGGAUGAUGUAUCAUUGAGCCUGGGAAGCUGCCAGGCUGCUGAUCUAUCGCUGCCCAAUCCUGGAGAGUGUACUUUUGAAAAAGAUGAGUGUGUGUUUACCCAGAAGAAGAGAGGUCGUGGGAUCUGGCACAGGAGGAGGGGUCCAACUCCCACUUCUUACACCGGACCGAAAGGAGACCACACUACUGGGGUAGGAUACUACAUGUAUAUAGAGGCAUCCAACAUGGUCUACGGACAGAGAGCAUACCUGGUUUCAAGAUCACUAAGAGGAACCUCUGGAAAACAGUGCUUAACAUUUUUCUAUCACAUGUAUGGAGCUGGGACUGGAUUAUUAAGUGUUUAUCUAAAAAAGGAAGGUGAUGAUGAAGAGAUUCCUUUGUGGAGGAGGACAGGGGAACAAAGCAUCUCAUGGCUAAGGGGAUUGAUAGAAUAUGAAAGUGACAGAAACCACCAGAUUAUUUUUGAGGCAAUCCGCGGUGUGUCAAUGAGAAGUGACACUGCUAUAGAUGAUAUUCUGUUCCAGGCAGGACCCUGUUUAGAAGUGGAAGAAAUACAAUUCGCACCAGCCUAUCCUGACAGCUUAAAUGAAAUUGAGUAUUAAAUACAGUCUGCUGAAAGGAGUGAAAUGGGUAGAAGAUCUGUAUGUGAGAAACUGCACAAACUGCCAAUUUUAAAAAGUUUUAAGUAAAUACUGGACUGGUUUGAAUAUGCACCAAUGUAUAGGAAGAACUCAGAGCACUCGUGUUCCUCGCCUUUGCAAUGAAAUUAUUGACUCAGGGCUUCUUAGACUGUUUUUUUUAUAUAUUUUUUCUCUUUUGCAUGAGGCAUCAGUUAUUAUAUAAAGCCUUCCCAUUUUGCACAGAUCAUUCAUUUUAAUGCUUUUUUUUUUUUUUUUAACCUUUCUGGUAUAUAGGUAAAAAGAGGAAAGUAAAGGUGCACAAUUAAAAUCCAAUAUUGUGUUAUCUCAAAUCUGCAUUCAGUGAAUGUUUUUUGUUGGGUACAGAAUGGAUUUUUGUUAAGGAAAUUAUAAAUAUUUUGAAAUAAUAAAGAAAAUUGUAUUAGCUACUAGUAA